AUGUUGAGGAUGCUACAGCAGCGGGUUGAGCUUUUAUUACUGAUCUGGCUCUGUCACUUCAUUCAAGAGCAAAAAGUCCAAGCCGGGAACUGCUGGCUCCAGCAGGGGAAGAACGGUCGCUGCCAGGUGCUCUACAUGCAUGGCAUGAGCCGAGAGGAGUGCUGUCGGAGUGGCAGACUGGGCAUCUAUUGGACAGAGGAGGACGUUCCCAAUAGCACCCUGUUCCGCUGGACCAUCUUCAACGGAGGCGCGCCGAACUGCAUGCCGUGCAAAGAAACGUGCGACAACGUGGACUGCGGACCCGGCAAGAAGUGCAAGAUGAACAGACGGAGUAAGCCGCGCUGCAUCUGCGCCCCGGACUGCUCCAACAUCACCUGGAAGGGCCCGGUGUGCGGUUCGGAUGGAAAGACCUACCGAGACGAGUGCGCCCUGCUGAAAGCCAAGUGCAAAGGGCAUCCGGAUCUGGAGGUGCAGUACCAGGGCAAAUGCAAAAAGACGUGCCGCGAUGUGCUUUGCCCGGGCAGCUCGACGUGCGUGGUGGACCAGACCAACAACGCCUACUGCGUGACGUGCAACCGCCUGUGCCCCGAGGUCAUGUCGCCCGAGCACUACCUGUGCGGGAACGACGGCAUCAUCUACGCCAGCGCCUGCCACCUGCGCAGGGCCACGUGCCUCCUGGGCAGAUCCAUCGGAGUCGCCUACGAGGGCAAGUGCAUAAAGGCCAAAUCAUGUGAUGACAUCCAAUGCAACGGGGGGAAGAAGUGUCUCUGGGACGAUCAGCUGGGCCGCGGGCGCUGCGUCCUGUGCCAGGACGAGGCGUGCCCCGAGAGCCGCUCGGACGAAGCCGUGUGCGCCAGCGACAACACCUCGUACCCCAGCGCGUGCACCAUGAAGCAGGCCGCCUGUUCGAUGGGGAAACUGCUCGAGGUCAAACAUUCGGGAUCGUGUAACUCCAUAACGGAAGACCAGGAGGAGGACGAUGAUGAUGAUGAUGAUGAUGAUGAUAAUGAUGAUAAUGAAGACCGGGACUACAGGAUUGUCUAUUUAGCACCGAUACUGGACAAUACCGGAUAAACUGCCGUCCACCAGCCAGAAACCUGUGGCAAGGAAAACCAUGUCCACACUGUACAAAUGUGUAUGCUAAUUUAUUUUUUAAUAAUAAUAAAAAAAAAGGAAGUAUACAUAUAGUUCAGUCUGAUAGAUGUUUAUUUAUGCAGUGUUUUAUAAUUUAUACCUUUACAUUGUUCGACUUACUAUCUUGUGUCUUUUAUUAUGAAGAACUAUAUUUGUCCAAAGAGAAGCAGUGUUAUUUAUUGUGAACGCUAGUAUGUAAGUGUAAAGUGUGUAAACUGCCGGUUGUAAAUUGCAUUCCCUGAGCUGUAAAAAGCGCUAAUAUCACCAUAUUUUACAUUUUUUUUAUUUCAUACUUACCUGCAUGUCAGCUUGUGUGUUUAUUUAUUGGGGAAAAAUAACACUUUUUAAUGUAAAUGUCGUAUUUCUAUCCUUUCCUUUCAUGAGGUUUUGUUUACUUGUUACUGACUCAUUGACCAAAUGGAUUUUCCUCAGUCAUUCUGCUACAUACACAUCGCUAUUCUCCGAACGUUCACAAAACACAAACCUUCUGGGUUUUUUUUUCUUUAAAGUUAUUUAUCUAUCUUUUAAAUUUUAUAUAUUUCGUUAUAAAACAAACGAAAAAAACGAACUUUGCUUCAUUUUUGACCGUAAAUGUGCCACACGUUUUAUGCCAACGUCCCGUCUCAGAGCUCGCGCAGUACAACACUAUCAAUCAAACUAUCGAACGUUAUCGGUUCUCUUUGUGUCGCUUUUAAAAUGUAUUUUUAUUUCACCAGAUAGUUAUAAAUAUAUAGUUUUGUAUUUUUUUUAAUGUAAAUGUCAUAUGUAUAUACAAAGUUUGACGGUAUUUGUACAGAUAUGAAGA
Messenger RNA from Trichomycterus rosablanca, 1939 nucleotides. RefSeq names its product follistatin a (gene fsta). Gene Ontology annotation, molecular function: protein binding. NCBI's taxonomy places the organism in Eukaryota, Metazoa, Chordata, Actinopteri, Siluriformes, Trichomycteridae. The transcript has 6 exons. Gene Ontology annotation, biological process: multicellular organism development; cell differentiation. The record is from RefSeq and is a predicted model, not a curated record. Bases 1 to 1074 code for a protein of 357 amino acids.